This is a messenger RNA of Symbiodinium natans, 1446 nucleotides long. The record is from the annotation of a GenBank genome assembly. NCBI's taxonomy places the organism in Eukaryota, Dinophyceae, Suessiales, Symbiodiniaceae.
AUGUUGAAACUUCUCGGGCAUGUCUGCCAGCUUCCUGCACAGGCCUCUUCGCCCUUCUCGCGGCCUCUGCCGCGAAGUGCGGCGCUGCGACAGGCCCUGGUCGCUGCGCGGGGUGCUGCCACGCAGGCAGUUCUUCCAGUGAUCAGCGAUGGGGACCUGAAGGAGCUGGCAGUUGGCCCCAAGCCCGUGCUUGUUCAUUGUGGAGCAGACUGGAAUAAGAGAAGCAGAGAGGUUGCCUCGGCUCUCGCUGACUGGGAUUCUUCACAAACAUCAGGCUCGCUGGUUUGCCGAAGUCUGGAUGUCUUCUCAUCGCCGGAGACGGUGCGAACGCGGCACAUCAAGGGGCUCCCUACGCUUCUGCUGCUCGCACGGGGUCGGACUGUCGCGCGCGCGGACGGAGCCAACGUCACAGACUUGCAGCGAAUCCUAAGCCUGGCCGGUCCCCUCUUGGACAGCACUCCGGAGGACAAUCUUACUUGUGAGCAGGCUCUCGAGGCAGCGGAGGAGGCUCUGGCGAGGGCCGACGGCAUUGCAGGCCUUGAGAAGGCGGCCCGCCUUUUCAAUCGGGCUUUGCCAUCCAGCAACCCAGAAGGCAAUUUCCAAGGCGUGAAACAGCGCUCCGACCACGCCUUUCGGGCUCGACUGGGUCUGGUCCAGACGGCCGUGCAGGCGCUGGAAGCGGAGACGCCGCGCUCAGCACAGGAGCCAUCAAGCGAGAUCGGCCAGGCUGAGCUAGCAGCGCCACCAGUGGAGCGGGUCGAGGCGCUGGCAUCUGCGCUGUCGGAUCUGCUGGCAUACCAUGAAGAGGAGCUGCCGGGCGCUUCGGAGCUCCCGGCCCCGGACGCGCCGCGGUGCGCGGCGGCGCUGGCCCACGCCGAGUUACUUGUCGAUGCAUGGGCUCCCGCUCCGGAUGCCACCGACGAAGAAGUUUGCAUUCUGCGACUCUGGGCCUGCGGCUGGCGUCAGGCAGCCAUCAACAAGGCCCUUGAGUGGUACCAGAUGGAGGCGGGCAGUGACGAGUCCGGCCUCAUUGCGUCCUUCAUCCUUCCAGAGCGGCUGAUCCCGGACCGGCGAGGCUCUGUUCCGCGGCGGAGCCUCUAUUCUCGCAUCGAGGGCCUUCCAAGAGACUUCGAGGCUCCCGGGCCGACCGCGCCGCGGGCGCUGCUGAGGCGUCUGCUGACCGCGGGCAUCGACGAGGAGUUCAGGGAGGGGAAGCCGAGCAUGGUGACGAGGGCCCUUGGAGACUUGACUUACCUUCUCGACCGCAAGGAGUUUGUGCCGUUCUUCACCAGGACGAUCUGGAGGGGUAAAGGCGGUGCUCCGACAACGGGGCGUGGCACGGGCAAGAGGACCGGUUUCAGCAAGCGCUAUUGGAUCAAGUACAAGGAAACUUUCUACCCAAACACGAAGAAGAUGGGGACUCCCCACUGCGACAAGAACGACUGA